AUGGAAGUACUUUAUAAAGAAGAUGGAGUGUUGAUAUCUCAAAGGAAGUUCACUAUGGACUUACUGAAGGACUUUGAAUGCACUGAAUAUUCCAACUUGUCAUCCCCCCUUGACCCUUCAAUGAAGCUGAGGGCAGAUGAGAGUCCCUUGCUAGUUGACCCUUCAAAUUACAGAAAACUGGUUGGUAAGUUGAAUUUCUUGACUAAUACAAGACUGGAUAUAUCCUUCAGUGUCCAACACCUCAUUCAGUACAUGCAAUCACCAAGGGAAAGUCAUUUGAAGGCUGCUUAUCAUGUCUUAAGAUAUCUGAAGAGUGAUCCAAGCCUGGGAAUUUUCUUCUCUAACAACAGAGAUUAUGGGGUGAAAGCUUAUUGUGACUCAGAUUGGGCAGCAUGCCCUGAGACCAGAAAAUCAGUCAGUGGUUACAUUGUGUUGCUUGGGAAUAGUCCCAUCAGUUGGAAAUCAAAGAAACAGUCCACUAUUUCUUUGUCUUCAGCUGAAGCAGAGUAUAGAGCAGCUAGACAGGUUGUGGGUGAGCUAGUUUGGCUGGUAACACUACUGGAGGAGCUGACUGUACCUAUGAACCUUCCUGUCCCUGUAUUCUGUGAUAGCCAAGCAGCAUUGCAAUUUGCCAAGAAUCCACUGUUUCAUGAGCGCACGAAGCACAUAGAGUUGAUUGCCAUUUUGUUAGAACAAAGCUGCAGGAGGGACUGGUAUCUCUACAUCAUGUUCCUACAAAUGAGCAACUGGCUGAUAUAUUCACAAAGUCUUUAA
Nicotiana attenuata is the source of this 774-nucleotide messenger RNA. RefSeq lists its product as uncharacterized. The record is from RefSeq and is a predicted model, not a curated record. Lineage: Eukaryota; Viridiplantae; Streptophyta; Magnoliopsida; Solanales; Solanaceae. The coding region runs from base 1 to 774 and encodes 257 amino acids. The transcript has a single exon.